AUGCAACAAUAUGCAGAGGCGUUCCGGCGAACUACUUCCAAAGUCACAUUUGACCCGGGGGGUGCCGCUAUAACAAUGCCAAACGAGAACCCCACGUCGGAUGGCGCCAAUCUUUCUUUGCCUGGAGAAAUGCAACCGCCUACAAACUUCGAUCGUUUAAAGGAUCUUAGCCUACUCACAGAAAGGGAUGAGGCUGAAAUUUUCCCCCCGUAUCGCCGAAACAUCACGUACACCCUGCCGACGUGGCCAGAAACGCAGGAAACAGAACCUGAUUUAUGGCAUCCAAAGAACCCAUCGACCAUUGCGGCCAGAGAGCUGCCUGUCUCGGAGAUGUUUUUGGGCGGUGAUACGUUGCCAAGACAGUUGAUGCCUCGUUUGAAUCCCAGUGACGUGCGUCUGCUUGCUGCGGAGACAGAGCAGCUCACGGUACCGUACGUACGCGUGGAGGGUACUUCCGAAAAAUAUAGAUUUUUCCCUUCAUCGGAAGAAUUGCCUCUGUCUGGCCUCUGGCAUGACCCAGUGUCCUUCAGUGAUGCAGGAAAGGGUCAAACUGCCUUGAAGUUCAAACCAAAGGGGCCGCAAGAGCCUACUACAACCGACAACUGGAGCCAGCUGCCACCCGACCCCUCUGGACUUCCUAUGAUGCCUCCGCGGCCGCUUUCUUUAUCUGAGCAACAAGCGAAAGAAGCACCAAGGGCGGCUAUGCAGUACGCGCCAAGAGAUAUUGCAGUAUAUCCAGGAGGUAUUCCAAUGGACAGUGUAAUAGAUCUUCAAGAAAAAGCUCUAUUCAAGACCUUCGAGGAACCAUCUCAAGACAUUCUUGUAGAGAAUCUCAUGUUGGAGGCAGUGCGGCCUGGAUUUAAGCGGGGCGUAAUCCAGCAGCUUCAACAGCCUACGAACAAGCAGUGGAAGGAACAGAAUGAGCGGAGACGAGCAGAGUUCAUCAAAGCUGAGGAAUCAAAGGCAAAACGUUCACGGCCUCCAGAGCCGCCACAAAAAGCAGAAGCAGCAGUAAAGUCCGCAGGGAACAAGAAGGUAACCUUCGCCCUGCCUGAAGCCUCUAACGAGCAGCAGCGGAGCCGUGAUGAUUCCAAAGACACUGAGAAAAAUCUACAGGACCUAACAAGGCAACUGCGCGCGCUUCAGCGAAUGCAUCAAAACUGCGAGGCUCAGGAAAAUGUACAGGCCUCCACACUGUCUCCCGUCCGAGCAUCUGACGUGACAUCAGAGAGUAAGGGGGAGGCUGGCAGCGGUGCUUUUGUGAACGAGCUCAUAGAUCGGUGCUCUUUGAAGCUGAAAACUUUAAAAAGUGACAAGAGGGUCCGUGCAGAAGAGCCGGAUCCUAAGAACUCCGCUGUAGCACCGAAGGAGAUGGGACGUCCCUCUCGCCUCUUGAGAGAUAUUGAAGCAGCCGAGGCCCGGAAAUACUAUGAAGAUAGGAACAAAUCAGGGUUUGACGUGUUUGACUCACAGCAGCAGAGGGAUGGCACCCUAUAUUUGCCUCAAGCGACUGAAGAGCCCAUUUCUCUUGCUUUCGUCAAAGGCGUGCGAGGACUACGCAAGCUUAGAGGUAGACCAAAAGCAAAGCUUCCCCAUUCUAUGCCGAAGUCGGAGCUCGUAUGCCUCUCGCGUUCGCUCUUGCAGGAAGAGUCGAGCGAAGAACAAGACGAGCUAGUCAGUGAAGAGGAGCCUGUGGAACAAACGCUGGAGAAGAUUUCAGACCAUAUUGAGACGCCGUCUUAUGAAGUGUUCCACGGCUCUCCAACACCUCUAGAGGAUCUUAUCGAUACGACACCCAGCUUGGAAGGGCUUGCACGAAAUUUCGUGCCGACCACGGGAUACCCGCAUGAUUCGACAAAGAAUAAUUACCCGGCUGCUGUCCCCGCUUAUGUAUCGCGUCUAAAUAAGACUCAAGACAGCAGAAUGUCGGUACCACCAGCGGCGGCAGUUCUGUACGCCCUGCCGGAGGAAGCAGCUGGCUCUUCAGUGGUAGAGGCAAUGCCGACAGAUCCACGUUCAGGCACGUUCCAAACUACAGAAGUUGCUCUAUCGAAAAUGACUGCCAGGGAAAUAAGGAAUAUUGAGGAACUUGUAGCUGGUGGUUUUGUUGCCCUUCAGCGUCAGACUCACACCGUAGACUAUAAGCACACAUGGGAAAAUGAAAAGAUGCGUCUUAAAAUGAUCGUUAACGAACCAAUCCACGCCAGAGAUCCGCAGUUCGCAGAGCGACAAAAUCAACUCUUUGAAAAAUGGAAAUACCCCGCCGACGAGAUUUCGCCUGGAUACUACAUCAAGGAAGCGAAUUUGGAAGACAUUCGCAACUCGAUUCUUGCCAACAGAAACAAGCGUUCCAUCUUCGAUCUCCAGAAGGCACUGCGAGAGGCAAAGGAACGGGAGGAAGAAGAGCUUCGUAAACGGCGUGAGGCUGAAGAAAAUGAAGUUGCGAAGCGUUUGAAGGAGACUCGUGAGAAAGAGCUUAUUGCUGCAACCAAAAUGCUACAAAAAAAGGAGCCUGAGGCCAAGCCACUUGUUGAACCGAAAGGAUCUCUUGCGAAAGAGGGAGAGGCCCCACACGCUGACGAGAAGGAAAGAACCAUUGAGGAGCUCAAGAAGGCAUAUCGGCGACUUAGGAAGCAAUCAAAGACAGAAGAAAGAUUAACGGAAAUGAAAAAGAUCAAGAAGCGUAUCGCUGAGCUCACAGGACACAAAAAGAAGAAAGAGCAGCAAUCCGAACGUCGACAGGCCUUGAAUCCAUCGCCCGAAGUCGGCCCGAAGCUGUGGAGAACGGACGAGCAAAUUGAAGACGAGAAGCGGAGAGAGCGUGUCAGAGAAAUGCUGAAAUCAAGGCAGACAGGGGCGGCGGCAAUGUUGGCAAAAAUAAUGAAAGAAGGGGAUGUUGAACCUCUCUCCGGGGAAGAAGACCAAGAACCAGCAGAAGAGGGAGAAGAGGAAGACGUGGAAGAAGAGGAAAGUGAAGAAGAAUCGGACAAAGAGGACGAAGAGGUGGCGACAGAAAAAGAGAGCGACACAUUUAGCAUGGAGGGAACGAUCUCUUCGGGCUCUGUCAGCAGCUACGAAUCAAGAGAAUAUCCUGUAUUCCAACGGUCUGAGUACCACGCACCGGAGUACAAAGCUACACCGGAGAAUUUGGAGGAGUGGAUGAAACUCCCUGUGGACUACUGCGGCAGGAUGCUGCUGGAGACGAAAGAAAAUGCAGAGAAGCAGCGGACUCGCGCAAUGACAACAGCCCGAAUUAAAGCCCCUACACAGCAGCCAGAGCAAGCCAGAAUGCUUCUUCUGCUGGAGGCAAGAGGACCUGUAAUACUAGUUUAUAGUUCAGCUGAGCCCCCAGCUCCAAAAAAGAGAUUCAGCCUCGCAGCCCUCUGUAAGAAGGAAAAGCCUGAGGAAGAGCCUGAAAUAGCUCCGUUACGGUGGAAAUAUCUCUGCGCCUUUAUGCUAGACAACACAGGAGAAGCGCAGGAAGUAAAACUGGGAAGCGGUAGUCCAGGACAAGUAUACAAAGCCAUCAGAGUAAAUGGUCGAAUCAUUCCGGAUCCAGAAUAUUCUGCUUCAGAAGAUGGUCCGCCACGCUUUACAAAAGCAGAGCUUGCUCUGCGUGAAAAGGCUUAUUUCAGCGGCUUCCUCAGUGCAGAUACUGAUGCGGAAACUGAGGAAUGGCUGGUGGUCUUCAACGGACGCAAGACUUUCUUUCGUUAUCUCUCUGUAUGUGAUGGUGCAAAUCAGAAGCCCACGUUGCCACUCGUGGCAAGUCUGUGGAGUCCUGGGCCAAGGGAACUUGUCCUUGAAGGAACCCGUUACCAUAAUGCAAUAGACAAAGCCCUUUUUUCCUCAUUGAAGGUGCCAUACUUGGAUGCGGUGUAUUGUGGGUGGAGAGAUAUGGAUGGCGACGACCUGGCAGCAACCUUGCAAAAUAUUUCAUGUAAAGUGAGAACGCUGGAUCUAACGGCAAACAACUUUAGCUCCGCAGUAUUGAAACAAAUUGGCGACGUUUGCGUGAAGCUGAAAAUAUCAUAUCUUUCCGUAUCAGAAAACAACAUUUCUGGAGACAUGCUUGGAGUCCGGGGUAUUGUAGAACUGAUCGCAAACCCUCAGCCUCUGUUGUUGGAGAUGAGGCGCACAGCAAUGACGGACGAAGACUGUGCCCAUAUUGCCGCAGAGCUAGGGGACGUAAAGCAGCCUUGUUCACUGCCAAAGACAAUUAACGUGGGAGAGAAUGACAUAUCUGUGGGAGGUUUGAAAGUUCUUGCUGCAUCUGUCGCAAGAACGCUCCCCCGCUUAAGGGCUCUCUGUGUUCCAAAUAUACCUAGUGUUGGUCCGAAUGAAGUAGCGGAAGCUCUUAAGGCAGUGCCAGAUAUGCGCCCGGCGCAGCUAUCUACAGACGAUCUCCUUUUUCCUUUUCGUUCUCUAAACGAAAGAGAGCUGCCGGAGAAGUGUCUGUCAUUGCCUGCCACUUUCAGUGGCAGACUCUUUAUGGAGAAUGGCAGUGUGGCCACUGGAGCCAAUGACCCAGAGCCAGUCUCCCAAUUGUGUUUAGCUUUUUUCGAGCUCAGGGGUCCUGCGCUUUUCUGCUAUAGAACGCCAACGAGGUCGAAUUCUCCGUCUCCUAUGGCGGGCCGGAAGUCACCGAAUAACGCGCUUUCACCCUUUUUCGGGGACGGGCUGGAAGGCAUUUUCAUUUCGUCUGCCACGAUCUCAGGUUUAAAACUUACUGCAACGGGGAAAAAAAUUGUGUCUGCCGAUCUUGUUUCGAAAGACAAAUCUGAGACGUGGGUUCUUGAGGGAGAGUCUGAAGACUAUGUACGAGAAUGGUUCAGGGUGCUUACACUCAGGCAAGCUGGUGUGGCUUGCAACACGAUUGCGAGGAGCAACCUUGAAGCACUCCAUCCGGGUGUAGGCCAGUACUGCAGCAGCUGCUUUAGGCGAAGCUUAGAGCUUGGCGGUCGUCCAUUGGCUGUUGGGCAGUUUAUGCGCCUCUUCUCUGCUGUGGCUGAAGAUUUUCGUCUCCAAAGCGUGGACAUGAGCAAUAUGAAGUUGGGCAGCGAGGCGCUGCAUUGCUUUCCAAGCUCGGCUUUUUCCAAGAGUGAACUCACGCUUCUCGACUUGUCUUUUAAUUCCAUAACGCCGCUGGAGGACAUGAGCGGCGUUGUGGCGUUCUGCGGUAGCGCGGCGAAAUGCGCUCGGCUGGUACUAGACGGGAACAACCUCGGUGACACUGAGUUAGCUGCAAAUUUCGUCUUCAAUCUUCUUGGAUUGCGCGUUGAACAACUGUGCCUCAAUAAGUGCGGUCUUGGCGACGUUUUUGCCGAGGCAUUGUGCAAACGCGUGGUGGCGGAGACAAAGCGAUUCCCAUUCGUCUCGGUUCUGGAGCUUCAGUCGAACAAAAUAUCUCAAGGUUGCAUGAAGGAACUUUUAAACGCCUUAAUAGGUCGUUCUCCUGGCCUUACGAAGAUUAGCUUGUUUGGUAAUGGAUUCGAUACCAUUGGCCCAUUCAGCCGCCGCGUAGCCACUGAUUUCACAAAGACUUUCCGCGAGGUACCCUAUCGACAGGUACCGUACGGCCGUCGUCUUGUUAAGAAGCCACCGAAAUCCAGACCGCCGGAAAUAAAGGCAAGUCAGCCUUCAGAGAAGCGAGAUGCUGCAGCACCAGAGGCCCAGAACUCUGGAGGAAAGAAAGAUCCUCCUCAAGCUCAAACCGAGGCGAAGGCUGCUCCAGCCACAACCCCGAAAGCUGCUCCAGAGGGCAAUUGA
Messenger RNA from Eimeria necatrix, 5769 nucleotides. RefSeq lists its product as hypothetical. The coding region runs from base 1 to 5769 and encodes 1922 amino acids. The transcript has 8 exons. The record is from RefSeq and is a predicted model, not a curated record. NCBI's taxonomy places the organism in Eukaryota, Apicomplexa, Conoidasida, Eucoccidiorida, Eimeriidae.